AUGUCCCAAUCUCCAGCCACACCACCAACAACACCAACACGAUGCUGGCACAUCCAACCCGUGACGCACGCAACCACACCGCAAGUCGUGCGCUUCAUCAAGGAAGCGCGGCGCGAAAUGUUCCCGCAGCUCUGCGCCCAGCGCGACGAUGAAGUCGCCCGCUGGAUCCAAUCCGGCUGUUUUCUCUUGGCAACCGAGCCGUCCGAACCAAAAGACGAUGAUGGAGAAGGAGAAAAAGAAGUCAUAGCUACAAUCGGCUUCGUCUCGUAUCACCACCGCUUCACGCACUUCCCACCUUACGCCGACGCGCGCCGCACCGUAGAGGUAGUGCGGCUCUUUGUGCUGCCGCCGUUCCGGCGCUGCGGUCUCGCGUCGGCGCUAGUGGGUGCGCUGAAGCGGCGCGCGGUGCAAGAUGGGGUAGCGAGGUUGUAUUUGCAUACGCAUCCUUUUUUGCCGGGUGCCAUUGCUUUUUGGGAGAAGCAUGGGUUUGGCAUUACGUGUGUUGAGGAGGAGGAUGGGGUGUGGCGGACUACGCAUAUGGACAUGUUGGUUGGGGAGGAUGGAUGUGCAUAG
Bipolaris maydis ATCC 48331 is the source of this 573-nucleotide messenger RNA. RefSeq names its product acyl-CoA N-acyltransferase. Gene Ontology annotation, molecular function: N-acetyltransferase activity. The record is from RefSeq and is a predicted model, not a curated record. NCBI's taxonomy places the organism in Eukaryota, Fungi, Ascomycota, Dothideomycetes, Pleosporales, Pleosporaceae.